Solea solea (common sole) is the source of this 653-nucleotide messenger RNA. RefSeq lists its product as uncharacterized. Lineage: Eukaryota; Metazoa; Chordata; Actinopteri; Pleuronectiformes; Soleidae. The record is from RefSeq and is a predicted model, not a curated record. Bases 36 to 653 code for a protein of 205 amino acids. The transcript is spliced from 4 exons.
AGGAGGUAGUGAAAAGUGAACCUGCUGUAAAGAACAUGGUUGAACGAUGGCCAGCACUCUUCACAGAGAGACAGGUGUAUGCUGAAUUCAAUAGAAUUGCCAGUAAGAAUCUUGAGGGAGACUUCUUUGAGGCUCUGGACCAGUACGUGCCACGUGCCAUCAACCUCUUCAAGUCAAAAAGAGGAACUCUUGGACAGAAACUGACAGAGAUAAUGCAGCACAUAACCAGUGUGACACCAGAUGUGAUUGCACUGCGCUCUGUGGUCCUGAAAGGCAUUCCCAUUGUACUCGGGGAUGAUUCUGAAGAAUUCUUCAAAACAUGCUUCGAUACAACGAGAGAUGAGACCCUAGCAUCCAUCACAGUUGGUGUGCUGACUGUCCUGAGUGAAGACAGCCCUCACUCCGGUCCAAGCUCAAUGGACUGCCAGCCCAUCUCCACUGCCAUCGUCCUUGAGGGAGGUAUUGUCAUGGACAACGUUAAAGACUUGCCUCAUGCAGUUUGCCUGAUGUUUGGUCUCACAUAUGCCUUGCAUUUGGUUUAUCCAAAAUGCAUGGCAAAUACACUCCGAUUUAUUCAAGCUGUGAUGCUUGGUUUGGGAAACAAAGUCCUACCACCAAAACUGCUUUCCCUCAAAAACAGUUUGUUGGUUUAA